AUGACUAGUUCAGAAUUAACGAAUGACCAAAUCAUAGAUCUCAUAACAGAUUAUAAGAAUUUUAAAAGAAUUAUAGAAACUUCCGUGUCUAAAGAUAAUCGAAGAAGAAACUCAUGCGGCGGCAAUAACAACAAUCUAUCAAAGUUAUCAGAUACGCAGUUUUGGCAGCUAGCGACGGAUGUGAACAAUGAACUGAUGAAGAGAUUGACAAACUCGAACGUAGAUGAAGAUGAUCAUGGUUUGAAAAGAGGUAAAGCGCAAUCAAAACUAUCCCGACUGAACGACUCCAAGUUCGAUAACUUGAUCUAUGACAUCUUCACGGAAAUUGAAGAGAGGAAACUGCAUGAUUUGAACAAGAUGAGUCAUUUUGACACAAUGGGUAAGGGCGAGUUCAAUUUUUAUUUUAAUGAUUCAUUAUUUGAGUCGAUUAAUAUAAACGAUAACUGUAUAAGUGCAAGCGGUAUCGUGCCCAUGGAAGCGUUCCGGGAGUUGCGUUCACAAUUCGUACUUUACUUUCAAAAUACGCUCCACCAAGUUCACCCCACAGAUGCAACUGCACCUUUACCAAUUCUUCUAGAGACUGUAUUCAAUAUAGCAAGUCUAAUCAACGAAGUUUUACCACUCCUGUUAUCGCCUUCAUUACCGGAGCCUUUAGAAAAGGAAAUCGUGUACUUGAAAAGUGCCCUGUCACAUACAAUCACUUCAACAAGGUAUUACCUUACGUUUGGGGACCUAGUACCACGUAUUGUGAUUCAAUCAUCUAUUUCAGAACUAAUUUUUGCGUUUUGCAAUAUCGUUCAGAUUGUCAAGAUCAAACCCACUUCACCACCACAUGUUGCAUUGCCUAGUGAAAAGAAAUUGGAUGAUGGGGAAACUGCGAUGAAACCAUUGAAGAUUAUUGAAAAACUGAAAAAUGAGGAAGUUGGUAAAGAAGCUUUAGGAAAGGGUGCUAGUGAUCUCGACGGUUCUUCAUCCCCCGGAAAAGUCAGUACAGUAGAACCGGGGAAUUCAAUGGAUGAAUCAAAAAUCAACACACCGCAGCCGAUUUCCAGCAUUAGCAAAACUGAUGUAGUUGUUAAUGGCAAAUCGCAUCAAAUAAAUGAAGCGGAUGAUUCCUCGCCAUGCAAUAGAAAGAUAGAUUCAAAGUUGGUUCUAAACCUAAACAAUCCCAAAAAUCCAUCAACAGUCAAAAAUAAGUUGUCUUCGCGAGAUGAUUUGAAUGUUUCAAGCCCUCUCGAUAAGGUGCUACCAUCAAUCGGUCAAUCUCGACAACAUCACCGGUUGUCACCACCGAAUUCACACAUCAUCAACAAGUCACCGGCAGAAACGACGAAGCAUAAAGAGAUUUUAAGUUUUUCAGAUGUACCUGAAUCACCAACUGCAGCCAGGAUGAGACGAUUUAAAGAAAAACUACAACAUUUCGGCUCUAGCUCUGGCCUCGGUUUCAGGAUUUCUACUUCAGAUGAAGACGUGAAAAAUUCAGAAGUAAAGAAAAGCACGCCCAAGAUUAGUACAGGUGAACUUCUAGAAUUUGUAGAGGGUAAAACAACCAUUGUGGUCCCAAUGGUCCAGGGCAUUUUAAGCGGUAUCCAAGAUUCUAAAUCUAAGAAUUUUGAGGGCGCAAGGCCGAUUUCAGCAUUAUGUCAAGAUUCCGUCAAGUUAACUCCCAUAUUGAAAACGAUGAUUGAUAUGACUACAGAGGUAAUGACCCAACAGAAUUCUAAAUCAUAUUUAAACAAGCACGCUAACUGGAUAGUUAAAGGGCUAACGGACUGCUCGAAAAGGCUAACAAGUUUAUGCAGUGGUGGACACACCCUCUUAAAGGUCAGCGAUAAACAUUUCUAUCAAAAAUUAGCGGGUAUCCUGUUCGAUGUGGUCAAAUGCGCUAAGGAAUUGGUUAAAUGCGUGGAAAAGGCGAGUGGCCGCGUAGCGCUGUAG
Messenger RNA from Saccharomyces eubayanus, 1938 nucleotides. It is a transcript of the gene SPH1, whose product is annotated as Sph1p. The record is from RefSeq and is a predicted model, not a curated record. The coding region runs from base 1 to 1938 and encodes 645 amino acids. NCBI's taxonomy places the organism in Eukaryota, Fungi, Ascomycota, Saccharomycetes, Saccharomycetales, Saccharomycetaceae. Gene Ontology annotation, cellular component: actomyosin contractile ring; cell cortex of growing cell tip. Gene Ontology annotation, molecular function: MAP kinase scaffold activity. The transcript has a single exon.